GAGAAAGAAAUUAAAGAUGGGUGUUCGUGUGAUUCCAGAGACGAUGAUCCAACAUGCAAAGCAAAUUCUAAGAUUGAGGUCUCAUCAUGCAAACAAAAUUGAUGUGCCAAAAGGGCACUUUGCAGUGUAUGUGGGAGAUGAAGAUAACAACAUGAAGCGGUUUGUGGUUCCUAUUUCCUUCUUGAAGCAGCCAAUGUUCCAAGCUUUGUUGAAACGUGCUGAGGAUGAAUUUGGCUUUGACCAACCAAUGGGAAAUCAGCAUCUUCUUAUUCCUUGUCCUGUUGAUCAUUUCCUUGAUCUCACUUCUCGAAUCACCAACAACUAGCUUACUUAAUUAAUUAGCUAUCUACCUAAUUAUUGUGGUUGAUUCACUAUUAAUUAGUUAUUAUUCAUUCCCACAACUUUGUA
Arachis stenosperma is the source of this 408-nucleotide messenger RNA. Its product is annotated as auxin-responsive protein SAUR21-like. Gene Ontology annotation, biological process: response to auxin. Bases 17 to 325 code for a protein of 102 amino acids. The record is from RefSeq and is a predicted model, not a curated record. The transcript has a single exon. NCBI's taxonomy places the organism in Eukaryota, Viridiplantae, Streptophyta, Magnoliopsida, Fabales, Fabaceae.